AUGGAGCCAAAGGAUAUCAAGGUGGAGCAACCGCCCGCUGUGGAGAAGGAUGUGGCACUCGGAGAUGUCGACGAUAUCGGAGCAGGUUUAUUUAUUGAGGCUGAUCGACUAUCGGCUGAUGAGCUAGAGAGAGAGAGCGCGAAGGUGCUAAGAAUUCUGGAUUGGAGACUGAUGCCAAUCCUCUAUGUGACCUAUGUGAUACAAUUUCUCGAUAAACUAUCACUCAAUUAUGCGUCUGCAUAUUCACUCAUCCCCGAUCUUGGUCUCGAGGGUCAGCGUUAUUCUUGGGUUGCAGCCAUCUUCAAUUUUGGAUACCUCUUUUGGGCUAUCCCGGCGAACCUAUUGCUUCAGAAGCUGCCUGUUGCUAAAUACAUGGGAGGAAUGCUUAUUAUCUGGAGCAUCAUUGUGAUCGCCCAUAUCGGAGCGAAGAACUAUGCAGGCAUAUUGGUACUUAGAUUCCUGCUGGGAAUGGCAGAGGCAGGUGUUAGUCCAUGCAUGAUGAUGAUCACAUCUAUGUUCUACAAGCGCUCCGAACAGCCUCUGCGCAUGGCUAUCUGGUUGAGUGCCAACGGUAUGGCGACUAUGGUAGGAGCACUGCUAGGCUUUGGCCUCGGACACUCCCACAAUACGACACUACAUAGCUGGCAACUCAUCUUCCUAACCAUUGGACUACUCAACUUUCGGGUAGCGGAGAAUAUGAUUGGUGUUAAGAAUCGACAAAUCAAGCUGGGACAGGCUGUGGAAAAUUUAUACGAUAUCAAGGUCCUCUGCUGUGUGGGCAUUGGAAUUGGCUGUGGGGUUAUUAACGGGGGCGGAAUCUAUGCCACCCUUCUCCAGCUACCAACGGGUGCUUUUGAGGCUGCUAUAGUCCCGAUAUGUGGCCUCGUUGCAACAUAUGUCCCCAACUCACGGUGUGUUGUUCUUGCUACUGUGUGCUUGAUUCCAUUCGCUGGUCUAUUGGGUAUCCGCUUCACAAGCCUUGACCACCGAUGGACGCUCGUUGGCUGUACCUGGCUACAGUAUAUCGUUGGUGCACCGGUCAUUGUUUGUUGGAAUAUAUUGUCCACUAAUGUGGCAGGCCACACUAAACGAGCUGUCGCUAAUGGUUUGUGGUUCACACUGUAUGCUGCGGGUAAUGUUGCUGGUGCGAAUAUCUUCUUUUCUCGUGAAGCUCCACGCUACUACUCUGCGCUUACCGGACUUCUGGUAUGCUAUGCGGGCAUAAUUGUUCUGUCACUUGUGACAUACGUCGUUAUGCGAUGGGAAAACAUACGAAGAGAUGCUGCGGCAAUGGUUGCAGGGGAGAAUGUGACCGCUAGUGAGGCACAGGAUAUUACUGCUUCACAAGCCAUUUUGGAUGGUUUUAAGGACAUUACUGACAUGGAAGCCAAGCAUUUUAGAUAUGCACUUUGA
Penicillium canariense is the source of this 1413-nucleotide messenger RNA. RefSeq names its product putative MFS allantoate transporter. Gene Ontology annotation, biological process: transmembrane transport. The coding region runs from base 1 to 1413 and encodes 470 amino acids. The transcript is spliced from 6 exons. Gene Ontology annotation, molecular function: transmembrane transporter activity. The record is from RefSeq and is a predicted model, not a curated record. Gene Ontology annotation, cellular component: membrane. Lineage: Eukaryota; Fungi; Ascomycota; Eurotiomycetes; Eurotiales; Aspergillaceae.